GCUACAAUUUAAAAACGGGUGACCAAAUAAUGAAUUACGUGCUAAAUUUUGAUUUAAUGCUGGUUGAAAUUGAACUGGAAAAAGAGGAUGUUUCAAGCUCUUCAGUAUCAGUGAGAGUUAUUGUGACAGCAGGGCGUGUCAACCAGAUUACCACCACGUGUUCAGAGGGUAAUCCAUCUCCAAACAUUGAUGUUGUGGAUUCUGAAAUUGUGGUUGUUUUUUGUAAUGGAACCCGACCAAGCAAUAAUGUGACAGUCAACGUAUCUGCGUCGUAUCUUGAAAUUUUAGCUACCGCCUCGGUGACCAUAACAACAAAAACAAGCCCGGCAACAUUAAAGGAGCAAUUUACAAAUAUGACUGCUGGAAUCGCCUCAUGGUCACUUCCUCUAGACGAAAUUGCAGACGAUUUUAACGUGAGUUGCUCAGAAGGAUCGGUUGCUCUACUAGACAAGAAUGGCACUCACGGAGCAGCCAUAUGCCAUGACCUUGUACCAGGCUCAACAGUCAUCAUUACUGUCAAUUCUGUAACGGAUUCUGAGUAUGGAAUGCCUGCAAGUCUCAACAUACAGUUAGACCCGGACGUUGUGACGUUCACAAAUCGCACAUCUUCAUUGGAUUCGAUAUCUGUCGCAUGGGAAAUGAGAACUGGUUUCGCUUCAAAAUUCGUUGUUAAUUGUUCAAGUGGAGUUCCAGCUUCAUCAGUCAUAGACGCGGUUGUUGGUUCGGCCAGUAUAGAAUGCUCUUGUUUAAACCCAUUACAAAUAGUGAACGUAACCGUGAUUGCUGUCGCCAACUCCAAGCAGGGUUUACCAGCAUCAGAAAUCGUUUCAACAGGUACUGUAGGGCUUACUCCGAAAACCGAGAAAAAAAACCGAGCAUUGCUCGGUAAUAUCUUCCAAACUUUAAUUGAAAUACGAUCACGCAUCGAAUGUCAGAGUUUCUGUGCUCAAACCAACGAAUGCAAGUCCUACAACUACGCCAGUAGCCUGAAGGUUUGCCAACUCAACAAUGUCACCAAGGAGGACACAAAUGCUGCUAACUUUCAGGAAACUGGCGACUACAUAUAUGCAACUUUGAAGCAUGAUAAUGCGUGCACGAGUAAAGACUGCUGUUUAGAUCCCACAACAAACAAAUCUAAGGACAAGUAUUGUUACAUUCAAAUUGAACUGGAAAAGGAGGACGCAUCAAGCUCUUCAGUGUCAGUAAGAGUUAUUGUGACAGCAGGACGUGCCAACCAGAUUAACACCACGUGUUCAGAGGGUGAUCCAUCUCCAACUCCUGAUGUUGUGGAUUUCUCUGAAAAUGUGGUGGUUUCUUGUGAUGGAGUCCGAUCAAGCAGGAAUGUGACAGUCAGUGUGUCCGUGGCGUAUCUUGACACGAUCUCGGUCACCAACUCAGUGACUAUUAAAUCAAAAACAAGUCCGCCAACAUUAGAAGAACAAUUUACAAACAAGACUGCUGCAGUCGCCCACUGGUUUCUCUCUCCAGACGAAUUUGCAGAUAAUUUCAUUGUUAAUUGCUCAAAAGGAUCAUGGACUGUACUAGAAAAGAAUAACUUUCAAGGAAGAGUCAUGUGUCAUGAUCUUGAGCCAGGCUCAACCGUCAACAUUUCUGUCACUCCUGUAUAUGAUUCUGAGCCCGGAGAGCAUGCUAGCCUCAACAUACACUUAGAGCCUGACGUUGUCGAGUUCACAAGUCAGACAUCUUCAUUGGUUUCGAUAUCUGUCGAAUGGGAAAUUAGAUCUGGGUUUGCUUCAGAAUUCGUCGUUAAUUGUUCAAGUGGAGUUCCAGUUUCAUCUGUCGUAGACGCAGCUGAUGGCUCUGGUAGCAUGGACUGCUCUGGUUUAACACCAGGGGUACAGGUAGAAGUAACGGUGGUUGCUGUCGUCAACUCAAAGCAGAGUUUACCUGCAUCAGAGAUUGUUUCAACAGAUGGCACUGUUAAUAUAACACUGGUCGAAGAUGUUGCAACCAAUACAACAACCAUAGUCGCCAAGAUGACGUCAAAUGCGCCACCAACUAGUGUGUAUAAAGUGCUUUGUUCAACUGGAGACCCGUUUCCUACACAGUUUAAGGAUGCUGAAACGACGACCGUAUAUUGUAUUGGUGUAAAUGCUGGACAAAGUGCUAAUUUGAGUGUUGAAGCAUUUUAUGGUAACUGGUCUGUAGGUUCUGUGUGGAUAUCUAUUUCAACCGUACCGGAAGAGGUUGUCUUUGAGCCUAUAAACGAUUACACUAUAUAUAAAGAGAUGCUUGGUGAAACACCAUUCGCUGCGACUACUUGGAAUUUAAGAUCAGGAAUUGCCGAUUCUUUCCUAAUCACGUGUUCGGAUGGUCAAACUCUUGAAGAUGAUAGCUUCCAAAAUAUAUUACGCAUUGGAAUCUGUAGUUUACCCUCAAAUACUACAUUAGAAUCAAUCAACAUCACCGUCGAAGCUAAACGUGGGGAUAAAAUUGGAAGGCCAGCAGCCAUUACUGUAUCAGUUAUCAAAAAUGAUGUCACGAUUUCCACUGGUGAAAUUAGUGAAGCUUCGAACGGGUCAACAGCAUCAGAGGUCGUUCUAACAGCUCCUAUAUUGACAUCAUGUGAUGCCCUCAAGAUAGCCGGUUUUGAUAAUAAUGGUACCUAUCUCAUUGAUCCUGAUGGUCCGAACGCUGGAUUGGAUCCGUUUUCGGUAGACUGUGACAUGACGUCAGACAUAAUAAAAGGUUAUACUACAAUCCACCACAACAAAGAAGAAGACGGUAAUGUAAACAAUGCAGAGAGCCCGUGUAGUUUUAAAGUUAAUAUUACUUACGAUCUUGAUUUAAGUCAGAUAUAUGCUGUCAAAAAUAUUUCAUCUUCAUGCAGACAAUUUAUUAAGUAUGCAUGUAUUGGAACAUGCUUUCACGGGAGCAGCAAAACAUAUCAUUAUUGGACCUCAGUUGAUGGCGAAAUGAUGGUAAACUGGGGAGGUGUUCCAACGGGAACUAAAGGAUGUGCCUGCGGUUUGACGAGUACUUGUGACAAGAAUGAGAUGUGGUGCAAUUGUAAUGUUAACGAUAGUGAGCUCCGUAUGGACCAGGGCUACCUUACCGAUAAAACAAAAUUACCUGUUUCGCAGCUGUGCUUCGGAGAUACAGGCCAAUCUAGUGAGAGUGGCGUCUACACACUUGGUCCAUUGCAAUGUGCAUAGAAUGGAUAUGGGCAUAUCACAUUUUUCAAAUAAAAUUUGAUAGAUAGUAUAUACAACAGCCAUGCAGUUUGCAGGCAAAAUGAUACAAUAUUUUGUAUUUAUAUAAACUGUUGAAUUAAGUAAAAAUGGAAUUAAAGAUUUAAAAUAGUAUAGAAUAGAAGUUGAAUUUUAAAAUUGUAUCACAAUGCCUUUAAAUAAGUUCGUUACCAUUUGAUUGUUGAAAAUAAUUUUUUUUAAAUAGGUAAAAAAAAUCUAUGUGUAUAAUUAAAUUACAUCUGAAAUGUUAGACUAAUUAUUAUCUGUUUAAGACUGUGAAAGUCGAUGAUUUAAUUAAGAAAUGACGACAUCGUUUUUAUUCUGACAUCUUAUCCUCGAUCAGGUACUAAUUUAAUAUAAGGCUGCCGCUCAAGUGCACACACACUUAGCCACACUGGAAGUCAAUUCAAAGAAUGCAUUAUUGUUAACGGCAUGAACCUGUAAAACGUAUGGCUACAUAUUGAAUAAAUAUUUGUAAUUUUAAAUUCUAUGAAAGUGUCGUCUUAUCUUACAUAUUCAAUGUAUACAGAUACAUUUACAAGAUAUCAAUCGUGAUCAAAAUAGCUGCCGAUGUAGGAUGCCCGAGGCAAUAAAUACAAUUCAAUAGAAAUAGAGGGCAAUAUAAUUCGAUAUUCUACAUUGUAUACACCCUGUUUGUUUAUCAAUUGAAUAAGAAAUAUUGAGUAAAUGAUAUACAAGACUUAUAAUGUUUGUUCUAUUACGUACAAACUAGUUUAAUAAACUUACAUUUUGAACAGAUUCAUGAUGGAAUAUUUGACAAGCAAAUUUGAUAUAGGCCAAUUAAUGAUGGAUAGUUUAUUUGCCAAUCGAUACACGCACUUUCUCAAAACUUUUCUCCUACUUUUGCUAAUGGGAUGAUUAUGAAUAACAACUUAUUUCAGUUUAAAAAUCAGCCUUUUAUUGUUCAAAUACCUAUUUCAUUAGAGUGUUCACUGUCAGCAGAUACUGUAUAAUUUUAUGAGAAAUCAACAUUUGGUUUGUGGAGGAAGAGAAUAAUGGGAGAGAUGUAGAUAAAUUAAAAUAGAAUAUCGUUAAAAACAA
Anneissia japonica is the source of this 4274-nucleotide messenger RNA. RefSeq lists its product as uncharacterized. The transcript has 15 exons. Bases 30 to 3176 code for a protein of 1048 amino acids. Lineage: Eukaryota; Metazoa; Echinodermata; Crinoidea; Comatulida; Comatulidae. Gene Ontology annotation, molecular function: protein binding. The record is from RefSeq and is a predicted model, not a curated record.